AUGCAGGAAAGAGGAACAGAGCUUCUAGAAGGCUGCACAAAAGACGGGACAAUCGACAUGUAUGGAAAACCGGCCACCAGAGAAAAAACCGGUGGAUGGAAAGCUGGAUCACUUGUUCUUGUGAGUGAAGGACUAGCCGCGCUUGCAUUUACGGGAGUCGAAGUAAAUAUGGUCGUUUUCUUAAAAUCGGUACUGAGACAGUCCAACGCAAAUGCUGCAAACACAUUUAGCACGUGGAUGGGUACUCUCAACAUGUGCACUCUUUUUGGCGCUUUCUUGAGCGAUUCGUAUUUCGGGAGAUACUUAACUUGUGUCGUGUUCCAUGCUGUUCUUGUUAUUGGCUUGCUUUUGUUAUCCCUUUCGACUCAAGAAUUCAUGCUCCACCCAAAAGGCUGCGGCAAAAUAACCGAAAUCUGCAACCCUCAAUCACAGCCGAAAGUCGCUAGCUUUUACAUAUCAAUCUACCUUCUUGCACUCGGGAGUGGAGCUAUUGAACCGGCACUCGCCACACUCGGAGCCGAUCAAUUUGACGAGGGGGACUCGAACGAGAGCAAGUCGAAAAGCGCGUUUUUCAGCUACUAUUACGUGGCUUUGAAUUUAGGCUCGUUGAUUGCCGAGACGGUUUUAGUAUACAUCGAGAAUCUAGGCCACUGGGUGCUGGCUUUCUGGGUCUCGACAAUUUGCGGUUUCCUUGCAUUGACCUUCUUGCUGGCCGGCACAUUCCGUUACCGGCACACUCGACCGGUGGGGAAUCCUGUUUCUCGAUUCUGUCAGGUGAUUGUGGCUUGCUUUCGGAAGUUAAAAGUCGAGGUGCCUCUGCACGGACAGGGUUUGUACGACUCGGACGAGAAGGAUUGCUCCGGCCAGAGAUUGUCGCAUACGGAUGAUUUCAAGAUUCUCGACAAGGCAGCCGUCGUUACCGGGCACGAGGAGUUCCGGAAGGGCUCAGGCCUGGCCCGAAACCCUUGGCGCCUCUGCACUGCAACCCAAGUCGAAGAAGUCAAAUGCGUUCUUCGACUCCUCCCGAUAUGGCUCUGCGCAAUCGUGACCUCGGUCGUUUUUGUCCAAGUCCUUUCCCUUUUUGUCGAGCAAGGCUCGGCUAUGAACACUCGAAUCACGUCCGAUUUCCACGUGGCGCCCGCUAGCAUGACCGCUUUUGACAUCGUGAGCACGUCAACUUUCAUCAUAUGCUACGAGAAGUUGCUCGUCCCAUUUUACGUGAAGCUAGCCAAGAAAGAGCCUCGAGUCCCGACCGAGCUCCAAAGAAUGGGAAUCGGGAUGGCGGUCUCAAUUGUCGGCAUGUUGUCCGCGGGCCUCGUCGAGCAGGCCCGGCUAAGGCACGCCAAAAAUGGAGAGUCGAGCUCGUUGAGCAUUUUCUGGCAAGUGCCGCAGUACGUGCUCGUCGGGGUCUCGGAGGCACUUGUCUACGUGGCACAGUGGGAGUUUUUCGCAUCGCAGAUUCCGGAAGGUUUGAAGAGCAUCGGGCUCGGGAUGUCCAUGUCAUCAUCGGCUUUGGGAAGCUUUAUGUGCAGCGUGAUUUUGACGGUUGUGGUGAAGGUGACGUCGAGUGAAGGGAGGCCCGGGUGGAUACCAGCCGACUUGAACGAGGGUCAUUUGGAUCGGUUUUUCUUUCUCUCGGCCGGGUUGAUUGCUUUCGAUCUUGCGGUGUUUGUGGCAUGCGCGAAUCGGUUCAAGUGUAUGAAGAUGGAGAAACGAGACGAAGCUCGAGAAGUCGAGGCAGUUGAGGCUUGA
Messenger RNA from Striga hermonthica, 1752 nucleotides. The record is from the annotation of a GenBank genome assembly. NCBI's taxonomy places the organism in Eukaryota, Viridiplantae, Streptophyta, Magnoliopsida, Lamiales, Orobanchaceae.